Molecule: messenger RNA, 467 nt
Organism: Prosopis cineraria
Lineage: Eukaryota; Viridiplantae; Streptophyta; Magnoliopsida; Fabales; Fabaceae
Exons: 2
Coding region: 38-403 (121 amino acids)
Source: RefSeq, a predicted model, not a curated record
UAGCAAUCAAAUCAGAAUAAGCAUAAAGUGAUUAAUUAUGGCAAUUAGAGGUAUUAUUAGCACUCGCUUCUUGGCCUUGGAAUUAUUUGUUGUGGUAAUUGGGAUUAACAUGUUUUGUAACUUUCAUGGUGUCAAUGCACAAUUUUGCCAAGGAGCUGCUCUUUCUGAGAUUGCAACUAUAUGCUCCAAGUCUGUCAUGCCAUCAGCUCCGGUGACUCCUCCGUCGCCGGAGUGCUGCUCGGCGAUGAAACUUGCCGACCUGCCCUGCCUCUGUAAGCUUUUUACUAAAGAGAUUGAGAGAGUUUUGAGCCCAGAGAAAGUGAUCAAUGUUGCUAGGACUUGUGGAGUGACUGUUCCUGCUGGAUUACAAUGUGGAAGUUAUAAAGUUCCACCCCGGGCCUAAGUGAACACAUCUCUCGAGGAAGGCCUUUUAUGUCGUUGAAGUGUUUUUACACACUGGUUUAAGG